AUGGAGGGUUUCGGGUUAGGGUCGUGGCGGCGAGGCGAGGGUAGGAGAGCAGGUCGGGCAGCCGCCACUCGUCAGCCAUUCACCCACCUUCUCCUUUCCCCUUACUCUCUUUUCUUUCUUUCGGUCUCUGGUCACACACGAUUGCCGAACGCGUCCGUCAGAAUGUGUGGUAAAAAACUAGCGUGGGAAAGUGGCCGGUCUCCGCUUCACACACAGCUCGCCGGCUCAGCUCGUGUCCCCAAGGAGGUGUUUUUUUCAUUUGACAACAUCACAAUGUUGGACAGUGUUACAACUGCGGCUUCAAACGCCGGCCCCAUCAAAACACCAACCCACAGAAAAAUCAAUAAAUUAAUGAUGGAAAAGCGAAGACGAACACGUAUCAACAAUUGCUUGUCUGAAUUGAAAACUUUAGUGCUCAAAGCCCUAAAAAAAGAUGGCGAACAAUUUUCAAAACUGGAGAAAGUCGAUAUUCUUGAAAUGACAGUGAAAUAUCUGCGUUUUCUCCAUCAGCAACAACAAGUGAAUAUUACAACCGAUUCCCUCGGGGGAAAAUACCGUGUACCCCUUGACGUUUCUGCUGAGGUCAUGCGAUAUAUGAACAGUGAAGAGGCCCGAUCUCGUCUCACCGACCACAUCAGCAAAUGUGUCCGAGUGAGCAACGGAUCUCCGACCCAACCCAUCGCACCCCCCAACACUCAGACCCCUACACCAACGACAACACAUCAACAGAUCCCCACCCCACAAACCUCGGAACACAUCCGCCAGAGUCAACCUCAGGCAACUCCUUUGGGAGACAAUACUACACACAUAGUUCUUCCAAUUGCUUCAAAACAGUCUGAAAGUAGUUUAAUGAUGGCAACAGUUCCUGAAACUCCAUACAAGACUCUAACUGUAUCUUACACAGCCAUCAACUCACCGGUCAGUAGCAGUUCCCCACCCACACAUGUGAUUAACGCCCCUAUUAAUUCUCUCGCUGCCAUCACAACUCCAAACACUAUCACAUCUCCAUCUAUCGUUCAUAUGAAGGCUUUGGUGUCAGACAGUAAUGCUUCAAACGGUUGUUAUGUAUCCACAGUGCCAGUGUAUGUUGGUAGCAUCAGUGAAGCAAAACCCACUUCAGCCACAUUAGCCGGUUUUUAUACACAACCGCUUAAAAGAAACAGUUCACCUGAACCAAUUAAAGAACUUCCAUUGUGGAGACCCUGGUGA
Acanthosepion pharaonis is the source of this 1209-nucleotide messenger RNA. NCBI's taxonomy places the organism in Eukaryota, Metazoa, Mollusca, Cephalopoda, Sepiida, Sepiidae. The record is from the annotation of a GenBank genome assembly.